UAAAACUUGGCCUGAGCGCCAUGAGCAAAUGGGUCAAGGAACUACAGAAUGCAUUGCAUACUACUGACAUCAACAUGAAGUUAAUCGAGUCAGUUAACCUAUCUGAUGGGUUGGUCCCAGUUUAUCCUGAAAUAAGUUCUCCAUCCUGUUCGCGUGACAGCUGCCGAGAGGAUACCAUACCAAUAAUAUUAGCGACUAGAUGGACACGAGAUCUGUUCCUCAAGGUUCAACGUUGUUCGUCCACAAUAAUAAUGUCCACGCCCUUGCGGCCUUUUAAGGCUUUCAGUCAAAGCGCCCUUCGGAGCACUGACACGUGACUGAUAAUUUUCAGCCACGUGCUGAUAACGCCAAACGGGCUUAGCGCGUAAUUCCCUGUCCCUCCUCUUGGCGAAAAAAAAACCAGCUUUGCCGGUGACGAACUCGUCCAGCGUCAACGCCGCUCUCCAACCGCUGCUUCUAAAGGGCCUGUGUGCCUUCUUCUACGCUCUGGACAACAGGAGGGUUUCGAUACUCAGUCCGACCGACUUCCUUCCACGCGUUCCGAUCGCCCCUCACUCUUCGUCAGGAUGGACACAGCCCCCAACGAAGACACAUAUCUGGCCAUUCCUGGCUCAGUGGCAUUCUCGAAAUCUCGAGGCCGUGCAGUUGCUGCUAGUAUCGGCGUCCAGGAUGUCCGGGCUCAGUGGAUCCACUACGUCCACACCUCGAAACCACUGGAUGAACCCCAACGUGCCGUUUUAGAGCAACUUCUCCAUUAUGGUGAUAUCACCGAUGUUCUGCCAUCUUUCAGCGAUGCAGAUGGCUCUUCCGUUACCUACUACGUUUAUCCCAGGACUGGAACCAUCUCUCCAUGGAGCUCGCAGGCUACUGGCAUCUCCCAUGUCUGUGGCUUGAAGAAAUGCGUCAAGCGUAUUGAGAGAGGGAUGAAGGUCUCCUAUCUACUCUCUGGGUCGGAGGGACCGAGACCUGGAUUUCUAGAUGUACUUCAUGACCGCAUGACCCAGAUCAUCAGCAAGGAUGAACCUGAUCUUGAAUUAAUGUUUUCUGAACAUGCCCCCGAGCCUCUCGAGAUAGUCCGUCUUCACGGAACCGGUAAGACUCCCUUGGAAGUUCUGCAGGAAGCAAAUAAACGUAUGGGUUUGGCACUGGACCAGCCCGAGAUCGAAUACCUGGCAGAGGCAUAUGGACCGAAUGGCCCUCUUGCGCGGGAUCCCACUGAUGUUGAGCUCUUCAUGUUCGCACAGGUGAACUCGGAGCACUGCCGUCAUAAGCUGUUUAACGCAUCCUGGGUGAUAGAUGGCAAGCAAAUGCCGUACAGCCUCUUCUCUAUGAUCCGCAACACACACAGGAGGAAUCCACAGUUCACUGUGAGUGCCUAUAGUGAUAAUGCUGCUGUCCUUCAGGGAGGAGAAGCUGCUUUUUGGGCCCCUAACCAAAUCACUGGAGAAUGGAAUCAUAUCAAGGAGGUUGUCCAUUUUCUUGCCAAGGUCGAGACUCACAAUCAUCCAACCGCUGUCUCCCCAUAUCCAGGUGCGGCAACUGGCUCUGGAGGAGAAAUCCGUGAUGAAGGAUCGGUGGGGCGCGGUUCAAAGCCAAAGGCAGGUCUUGCGGGAUACUGUGUCUCGGACCUUUUGAUUCCUGGCUUGAAACAGCCAUGGGAGCUCGAUGUUGGCAAACCGAACCACAUUGCAUCCAGUUUGGAUAUUAUGCUAGAGGCGCCUAUCGGUAGUGCAGCAUAUAACAACGAAUUCGGACGGCCAUGCACGCUGGGAUAUUUCCGCACAUUGCUCACCGAAAUUGAGACCCCUGAUGGUCAGAUGGAGCUAAGGGGCUACCACAAGCCAAUUAUGAUCGCUGGUGGUGUAGGAACCGUCAGGCCUCAACAUGCAAUCAAAAACCCAGAGGCUGUCAUGCCUGGCUCAUACAUCGUCGUUCUUGGUGGACCUGCCAUGUUGAUUGGCUUGGGCGGAGGCGCGGCAUCUAGUAUCACCUCUGGUGAAGGAUCUGCCGACUUGGACUUUGCCAGUGUGCAGAGAGGAAACGCCGAAGUUCAGCGGAGAGCGCAGGAAGUGAUUAACUCCUGCGUUGCCAUGGGAGCUGACAACCCUAUCAAAUUCAUUCAUGAUGUCGGUGCGGGUGGGUUGUCCAAUGCUCUUCCGGAGUUGAUUCAUGAUGCGGACCUGGGCUCCACCUUCCACCUCCGUGAGAUCGAUAGUGCCGACAAGAGCAUGAGCCCGAUGCAAAUCUGGUGCUGCGAGGCGCAGGAGAGAUACGUCUUGGCAAUUUCUGAAGAAGGCAUGAACAAGUUUACUGCCAUUGCUCGGCGUGAGCGCUGCGGUUACUCCGUCGCCGGUCGCGGAUCGGAUGAUCAGGAAAAGCGACUCAUCCUGCUUGAUAGGGAUUCUAAGGAAUACCCUAAGCCAAUUGACUUGCCACUGUCUGUUCUCUUUGGGAAGCCUCCGAAGAUGACGAAGACCGUGAGCUCCCGGAAAUUAGAGUUCCCCCGUGUGGAUGCCAGCCUUACGAUGUACCUGCCUAGUAUUUCUGCGCCUGCAGAAGUUCUCGGCGAAGCGAUUAAUCGCGUUCUCUCUUUGCCUGCAGUCGGUUCCAAGUCAUUCCUGAUUACGAUUGGUGACCGGACGGUUGGUGGUCUGACCGCCCGCGACCAGAUGGUUGGUAGAUGGCAAACCCCGGUCUCUGAUGUGUCGGUCACUGCUACAGCGUUACUCGCUGGUCUGAGAACUGGUGAGGCAAUGGCCAUGGGUGAACGACCAACAUUGGCACUGAUUUCCCCAGCUGCCUCAGCACGGAUGGCAGUUGCUGAGUCUCUAAUGAAUAUUGCUGCUGCCGACUUGGUUGACCGUCUCAGCCACAUCAAGUUGUCAGCAAACUGGAUGUGUGCCAGUAGUCAUCCUGGUGAAGGGGCUGCCAUCUAUGAGGCUGUAGAAGCCAUUGGACUGGAUCUCUGUCCCAAGCUUGGUAUCAGCAUUCCCGUUGGAAAGGAUUCCAUGUCCAUGAAGAUGAAAUGGAUGGAUGAGGAAUCCAAGCAAGCGAAGGAAGUAACGGCUCCCAUGUCCCUUGUCAUUUCGGCUUUUGCACCUGUCCAGGACUACCGGAAAACUUGGACACCUGCACUCCGCCACGUUGAAGAUGUCGGUGAAACAGUGCUCAUGUUUGUUGAUCUUUCAUUUGGCCGCAAGACUCUGGGCGGUUCUGCUCUCGCCCAGGUUUUCAAGCAAGUGGGAGAUGAGUGCCCUGAUGUGCGCGAUGUCGAGAUAUUUAGGGAUUUCUUCGACGCUGCUCAACAGCUACAGGAAUCUGGCAUCGUUUUGGCCUAUCAUGAUCGUUCCGAUGGUGGUUUGUUCACAACGCUUGCGGAAAUGAUGUUUGCCGGACGAUGUGGUCUUGAGAUUAUGCUCGACAACAUCUGCCCUAGCUUUGACCAGCGAGAUGUCAUCGAGACUCUGUUUACCGAGGAGCUUGGUGCCGUGUUCCAGGUCCGCAAGAAGGAUGAGACCUACUUCCGGUCCUGCUUCGCCACUUGUGGUCCCCCUCCCGGCCUGAUCAAGAAGAUUGGACGUGUGUCUGAGAUAAAGAAACAAAACAUGACUAUUUACCAUGGUGCAAGCUUGGUGUAUCGCAAUUCCCGAACUAACCUUCAACAGACCUGGUCAUCAACCUCGUACCAUAUGCAGAGGAUCCGUGACAAUGCUGCAUGCGCCGAUCAGGAGUUUGUCAAUAUCCUUGACGAUGCUGACCCGGGUCUGUCAUGGAAUCUCACGUUCAACCCCAAGGAGAAGGGCUUGCCUAUCUUGACCAGUCUCACGCAGAUGUCUCCUUUCAGCAACAAGCCCCGCGUGGCCAUUCUCCGUGAACAGGGUGUCAACAGCCAAGCGGAGAUGGCUUUCGCAUUCAGCAAUGCUGGGUUCUCUGCCAUCGAUGUGCAUAUGACAGAUCUCAUCACAGGCAAUGUUUCUCUCUCGACAUUCGUCGGUCUUGCAGCAUGCGGUGGUUUCUCAUAUGGUGACGUCCUUGGUGCCGGACAGGGCUGGGCCAAAUCUGUUCUUUUGCACGAGAACCUCCGCGAGGAAUUCAAGACAUUCUUUGAGCGCCCGGACACAUUUGCGCUGGGAGUCUGCAACGGAUGCCAGUUCCUUUCCCGUCUUAAGGACCUUAUCCCGGGAGCGCAAGACUGGCCCAGCUUCGAGCGAAACGCUAGCGAACAGUACGAAGGCCGUGUGUGCAUGGUCCGCAUUAGCGAUCCGGAUCCUUCUCGUCCUAGUGUUUUCCUCCACGGCAUGGACGGCACCUCAAUGCCUAUUGCCGUCGCCCACGGUGAGGGGCGUGCGUCUUUCUCUCCGUCAUCAAGCGUCACGGCACAUACGUUCGUGACGGAAGGGCUCGCACCGAUCAAGUAUGUUGAUAAUGCCACCCUGAGGCCGACGAUGAAGUACCCCUUCAACCCGAACGGCAGCCCGGAGGGUAUUGCUGGUGUCCGCACCCCUGAUGGCCGUGUUCUAGCUCUUAUGCCGCAUCCGGAGCGGACGGUGCUGGGAGGCAUCGGUAGCUAUUUACCGGAUGAAGCAGAGAAAUGGGGCGACAUUGGGCCAUGGGGACGUGUGUUCUACAGCGCGAGAAGAUGGGUUGGUUAAGUUGAAUUGAUGCGGGAGUCUAGGCUUAAUGGUUUCUAAAACUCCUAUUUAUUUUGUGUACUGGGAUUUAUAUGUAUGCGCAUUGAGAUUUGGGUAUAAUUUUAAGUCAAUGACAAAGUUCCAUGUUCUACUUUCCCUUCACCUUCUGAGCCAGUCGAUAUGUACACUCGCCUUGUCCUACGAAUCAACACGACGAAUUUG
Monascus purpureus is the source of this 4853-nucleotide messenger RNA. The record is from the annotation of a GenBank genome assembly. Lineage: Eukaryota; Fungi; Ascomycota; Eurotiomycetes; Eurotiales; Aspergillaceae.